AUGACUGGCCUGUCUAAGAGGAGUCUCAACAGAAGUUAUUGAGUUAGUCAGCUCUGCCCCUUCUGGACACUCAAUUGGCCUGGGAGGAGAACAUUUGUUUUCCCCCGAGAUCUAUUACAGCCUAAACCUGAGAUGAAACAGUGAUGGUGUGUGAUGGGGAAUGGCCUUCACAAUGCACACAACAGGCAGGCAGGGAAGGGCUUUAUUGGAGCAGUAUGUAAGGAGGACUGAGGAGGACUGUGUGUUCAGGUGCUGGUCCAAGCUGGGCUGGGGCUGGGGCUGGGGCUGGGGCUGGGGCUAGGCUGGGGCUGGCAGGGAGACGCCACACACAGAGAACAGGCCUGUAUGGAGCCAUCACUGGGUGUGCAGACGGACAGCUGGUAUUAAUAUCACAGGGUGCUGGUCUGCAGGGCCCUCGCACGGCACCGAUUCCGUUUCACUAGAUUUAAUGAAUCCCAUUCACUGAAUCAUGCGAUAUGGAUUUGGCACAGGGCUGAGCGGUGACUGCACGCUCAUGUCUUCCAGCUCCAGAAAAUAAAUGUCAUUCAUUUCAACUUCGACACAAUGGACCGCUAACGGCCUACCUCCUCUUCUCCCUUAUAACAGCUAGGAACACUGCAUAGACAUGUUGUCUUUUCCAAAGCAACAAAGAACAAUACACAUUAGAAUGAUGUUGUGGUCCCUAAGAUAAAGACAGAGGAUCAAUCUGCAGUUUUAGCCAUACAUCCCUCUGGGCUAGAGUGGUAAACUCCCCUACUACAGAAAUAGCCCUGCAGCUGUUUACUAGCCCUCCUAUCUCAGAUACCAAGGGUAUCAGCACACUAUGUGACCUGGGUCACUGCUCUGUUCGCUCCUCUGAUGACACCCGUGUGUGUGUGUGUGUGUGUGUGUGUGUGUGUGUGUGUGUGUGUGUGUGUGUGUGUGUGUGUGUGUGUGUGUGUGUGUGUGGGGGGGUCUUUCAGACAUCCGGGAGACAGCGUUUGUGUACGCCAUCACGGCGGCUGGCGUGACCCACACAGUGACUCAGGCCUGCAGUAUGGGGGAGCUACUGCAGUGUGGCUGUGAGGCGACCAGGAGCAGGGCUCCCCCCCGGCCUGCUUCCUCCUCCACCACCACCUCUGGCGAGGGAGUCAAGUGGGAGUGGGGUGGCUGCGGAGACGACGUGGAGUUUGGCUACGAGAAGUCCAAGCAGUUCAUGGACGCCAAGAGGAAAAAGGGCAAGAGUGACAUCAGGACGUUGAUCGAUCUCCACAACAACGAAGCAGGACGACUGGUAGUGAAUUCACUUUUCUGUUUUGAUAAGGAUUGUGGCACUUCUUUUGUACUUUUUAAUCCUUUAUUACAAAGGGUAGAGAUAGAGAGGAAAUAAUGCUGAAAGAGCCCCUUGCUGGCUGCGGUACAGUACAUGUGUUCCAGAGGCAGCAGCUUUGAACGCUAGACCACCCCAGGCUGUGAAUGAACUGUUUAUAAAUCAAACACACUCAUCUCCUAUGUUUUAUUUGACCUGUGCUGAUCUAAGCAAAAGUACAGGUAAGGAUACUUCUGAAAAGUUUUUUAUUAUGCUCACUAUCAUCAAGUUAAAUUCUUUCAUUUAUGUUGAUGUUUUUUUUAGAAACAAAGUUGAUAAUUAGGCCUAGAUGCUGAAAGUAUUCAUUGUUUAGCUGAAUGUUCCUCUUUUCAUCCAAUGCGUCAUCCAAGACAGCCUCUAGCCAUAGUUUUGUAACACUGUAAACUGAUAUUUUAACAACAAUCAUAUUUCUGAUAAAAGAAAACAAGUGUGAGCCACACAGUUUGCUUUCAAGGCUUUAAGGCAAGUAGCUGCUAAUUUUUCUCCUUGUAAAACUUUUAUAUUUUCAGGUCUUUGUCAAGGACUCAAUACAGUACAUGUAUGUUGAAAACAUGAAAUAUUGGAUUUACAAUGGCCUCCUUGUUGAUAGGGAGAGAGGAGCAUUUAGGAGGUUGUCUGCUCUUUUGAGAAGCUAAUUACAGGUUAUUGCUUUGAAUUUCCUGGGACUUUGCUCACCCCUGUCAGUAUUGCUUCAUCACAGUAUAUUACAUUGGCACACAAGCCAAAACCUUUCCAAGGGGUCAGAGACAGGUAAAUGGGGAGGAGUGGUUGUGUAGUUGGGCCAAUUAUAGUCUCAGGGAGACAGGUUUUGAACACAACAACAAGAAGCAAAGGUUGCCCACAUGUAGAAUAACAACAAAGUGAGGUUAAAGACUUAGGAGGUUAGAGGCAGGGUUUGGGGGGAGGGGGGGGGGGGGGGGGUAAAUUCCUUCUGAAUAGGGUCUGCUUUUAUCUCACCUAUCUAUCUCUGUGUCUUUACUACAGGCGGUGAGGAAUUAUAUGAGGACUGAAUGUAAAUGUCAUGGCCUGUCUGGGUCUUGCACACUUCGGACCUGCUGGAAAAAGAUGCCUCACUUUCGCGAGGUGGGUGAUCGCCUGCUGGAGAGCUUCAAUGGAGCUUCCAAGGUGAUGGGAGGCAACGAUGGCAAGACCCUGAUUCCCGUAGGCCAGAACAUCAAGCCUCCGGACAAACAGGACCUGAUCUACUCGGCCGAGUCGCCCGACUUCUGCUCGCCCAACAGGAAGACGGGCUCAUUGGGAACGCGGGGCCGCAUGUGCAACAGCACAGCCAUGGACGUGAGUGGCUGUGACCUGCUGUGCUGUGAGCGUGGCUACCGAGACGAGACGGUGGUGUUCGAGGAGAAUUGCCUCUGCCGCUUCCACUGGUGCUGCGUGGUGCAGUGUAAGAAGUGCUCGGUGAGGAAAGAACUCAGUCUCUGUCACUAGCAUUACCACAGAGAAGCUGGGUUGGUUUCAGGCCUGACCUCUUCUGCCUCACACGAAAGAUGCACUGAGAUCAAGCUCCCACAGUUCAAUUCAGGAGCACGCUGA
Messenger RNA from Coregonus sp. 'balchen', 2899 nucleotides. NCBI's taxonomy places the organism in Eukaryota, Metazoa, Chordata, Actinopteri, Salmoniformes, Salmonidae. The record is from the annotation of a GenBank genome assembly.